Molecule: messenger RNA, 3040 nt
Organism: Columba livia (rock pigeon)
Lineage: Eukaryota; Metazoa; Chordata; Aves; Columbiformes; Columbidae
Product: gap junction gamma-1 protein-like
Exons: 3
Coding region: 872-2059 (395 amino acids)
Biological process (GO): cell-cell signaling
Cellular component (GO): connexin complex
Molecular function (GO): gap junction channel activity
Source: RefSeq, a predicted model, not a curated record
GGGACUGGGAUUCGGAGGGCUGGAGGUCCCCGGUGGGCUGGAGUCGGUGGGGUGGGAACCUUGGGAAGACCGGGGCUGGGGCGGCUGUUCCCCAGGCUGGCGGGGUCAGUGGGUUCCAGUGUGGACUGGCCGGGGUCAGCAGGACGGUGGUCCCCGGGAGGACAGGGGCUGCCCAGUACUGGGGUGCAGGGGGCCCUGGGCAGGGCAGGCUGAGCAGAAAAGCCUGGGGGCCCGAGGCAGGGGGACUGGGGGCCAGUAGGGCUGGAGGCAGAGGUGUAGGGCCUGGCCAAGGCACAUGGUGCUGGCUCACGGUGUGGCUGGGAGGCGCUGGGUGGUUUGGUCCCCUCGGCAGAGAGCUGGGUUCUGGCUACCUGCCCUGGGGCCCCUCUCCUGGGCAGGGGGAAAUGGUGUGGGGAGCUUUGCACUGUUGGCCAUGCCCACUGCAGCUCCUCACCUGCGCCGUGGUCCAUCCCUGUCACCCCACCUUGGCGGAGCUCAUGUGUGAGCUUUCCCUUUCCCCGGGGUUGCCAGUUCUGGGGCUGCUCUCCUGCCCAGUCCUCUUGUCUUGUCCCCUGCUCCAGCCCCUCACCCUGAGGCCAGGGCAGUGUGCUGCUGCCAGGCAAGGGCUAAAAGCAGACACAAAGCAUCCUCCUUCCUGUGGGGUCCUUGGAGAGAGGGCCUUCCACUGGGGAGACAGAGCAGCAGCAAGACCUCUCAGGGUGCUUGACCACUGGAGGAUGGUGGCCCUGAUGGGAUGGGUUUGUGUCCGUGGUGCCAGCUCGUGCCACCUCCUGCAGCUCAGCAGGCUCCGCUGAGCACCAAGCCAUCAGCCAAAGCAUGUCCCAGGAUUUGAGCCAGCUGCCUGGCCAGGAUGAGCUGGAGUUUCCUGACACGGCUCCUGGAGGAGAUCAACAACCACUCAACCUUUGUGGGCAAGAUCUGGCUGACCGUCCUCAUCGUCUUCCGCAUUGUGCUGACAGCUGUGGGGGGCGAGUCCAUCUACUAUGAUGAGCAGAGCAAGUUUGUCUGCAACACGCAGCAGCCUGGCUGUGAGAACGUCUGCUAUGAUGCCUUUGCCCCACUAUCCCACGUCCGCUUCUGGAUCUUCCAGAUCAUUAUGGUGGCCACGCCGUCUGUGCUCUACCUGGGCUUUGCCGUGCACCGCAUUGCUCGCAUGCCUGAGUCCUCACGGCGCCGGGCACCGGCAGCCCGGCGGGCACGCAUGCCGGUGGUGCGCCGGGGAGCCGGGCGGGACUACGAGGAGGCAGAGGAUGAUAACGAAGAAGACCCCAUGAUCUUUGAGGAGAUCGAGGUGGAGAAGGAGAAGAGCCCAGAGAGUGGAGAGAAGCAUGAUGGCCGGCGCCGCAUCAAGCAGGAUGGGCUGAUGCGUGCCUAUGUCUUGCACCUGCUGUGCCGCUCAGUGCUGGAGAUAGCUUUCCUCUUUGGGCAGUACCUCCUGUACCGCUUCGAGGUGAGCCCCUCCUAUGUCUGCAGCCGCAGCCCCUGCCCGCACACUGUCGACUGCUUUGUCUCCCGUCCCACCGAGAAGACCAUCUUCCUCCUCAUCAUGUAUGCUGUCAGUGGGCUCUGCCUCUUCCUUAACCUCUGCGAGCUGGUGCACCUUGGCGUGGGGCGCAUCCGCGAUGCCCUGAGCCAGCACGACAGCUCCUCACUCCCGCCCGGCAGCAGCCCUGCACCACAGUACCCCAAGAAAGCCCCCAGCGCACCCCCCACCUACCACUCUCUGAAGAAGGAGCCGCCACGAGCCCUGCUGCCAUCAGACAAGCUGGACUACCAGGAGAGCCUGGCACAGGCGGCCGUGGGGCGCUUCACCCUGGCUGGGGCUCCCCCAGCACACGAGCUGGACCGGUUGCGCGAGCACCUGCGCCUGGCCCAGGAGCACCUGGAGGUGGCCUUCCACCUGCAGCCCCCCCUGCGGCCCCCCAGCCCUGCCCGCAGCAGCAGCCCCGAGGCCAACGGCAUCGCCGCUGAGCAGAACCGCCUCAACCUCGCCCAUGAGAAGGGGACCACUGCCUGUGAGAGGACCACAGGGCUGUGAGUGCCACCAGGGAUGACAGCGGUGUCUGCUGGAGUGACUGCCACUGCCACCGUGGGACAGGCAGUCUGCCAGGAGCGUGGGACGGAGAGUGACAUGUGCCUGUCUGUCGGGGCUGACUGGGCAGCCCUGUCCCUGUGGGUAGCAACAGGGAUGGGGGCUUUGGGGACAUUCCUACUUAAUUUUCACAAAGGGAAUAUCUUAUUUUUGUACAUUUUUAUAAACUUGUUAGUGUGUGCACCCUGGCAUUUUUAUAAUCUGCUCCCGACCCCUGCUCUGGGUCUGUGUCCCCCGGUCUCCUGUUCCACCCUCCCACACAAGUGUCUUCUGCUCGUGCCUUCCCGUGCCCUCCGCACCCACUUGUCACCCGCUGAUGCACCAGCUGGUGCGGGGGAUGCAUGGGCUGCACCAGUGAUGCCGGUAUUGCCCCACACCAUGGGAGUCUGGCUGGCCAGCCUGAACCAUGGGGCAGGGUGUUGGUAUGGCAUUGUGCUUGAGGCAGAGAAGACUGUGAGGACUAGAAAGGGAGGGACAGGGGAUCCUGGUGUGGCUGCUGCCAGAAGGUGCUGAUGCGGCCAGGGGGCCGUGCUGCACAGCGUCCUGGCGCAGGGUUGUGAGCCGCAGGGCUGGGCUGCUGGGGAAUGUCUGUGCAAAGAGCAAGGGCUGUCCUUCUGCCCUUCCCACUGCCUCUGCCCUGCUCCCGGCCGGCUGCACUGGACCAAAGCCCAUCCCCUCCCACUUUGGCUGUGGGGCCAGGACCCCCAGUGUGGGGCCGGACCAUGGUCCCAUGGCAGGGAGACACAGCACCCCGAGCCAGGCUUGGCUGGGAACCAGCGGGGCAUUUCUCAUCAUCUCAGCCAGGGCCACAUGGGGACUUUUGUAGCGUUGUUUUUUACUCGGAAAUGAUGAUUGUCACUCUGGUUUUAGUUCUUUUUUUUUUUUUAAUAUCUAUAUUAGUAAAGACUGGAGACGUUUUGUACUGAA